Molecule: messenger RNA, 1668 nt
Organism: Phymastichus coffea
Lineage: Eukaryota; Metazoa; Arthropoda; Insecta; Hymenoptera; Eulophidae
Product: piggyBac transposable element-derived protein 2-like
Exons: 1
Coding region: 1-1668 (555 amino acids)
Source: RefSeq, a predicted model, not a curated record
AUGUCACAUUCCAUGGCAAAGCGUCGAAAAAAAUCUGAUUACGUUCAAAGUAUAGAAAUUGCAGAACAUGAAGAUGGACAUUCAGAAGCACUCAUCAUCCCUGAUGAUAACUAUUCUGACUAUCCAUCUUCUGAUUCUGAAUCUGAUGAUUUCGAUAAAAAACAGAAUUCUAUACCAAAUGUCAGUUAUUCUAAAGUACUGGACAGCUACGAUGAAAAUCAAUCUAAAUUAGAGCCAGACUACAUUUAUUCAUGGAAAAAUGGAGAAUAUAAGUAUAAUAAUUACCCUGAAAAUGAAAAUCUGUUACCCGCAAAAACCAUAAAGUUCAUUCGUGACUCUUCUCUCGUAGAGUUAUUUGAACUUUUCUUUUCUUUAGAGUUGAAAAAUCACAUAAUUGAUAGUACUCGUGAGAAUGGUUAUAAUUUGACGAUGAUUGAUUUAGAUAUUUUUGUGGGUAUAAUCAUUACAUCUAUCUUCAAUCAACGAAAGUCCCAAAGAGACUAUUGGUCUAACAAUUUAUUGCUAUCGUGUCCUAUUAUAAUUGCAACAAUGGCUCGAGACAAAUUUCUUACAAUCAAGUCGAAAAUAAAAUUCUCGAAACUAGAAGAACAAAGUUUAGAUGACAGGGCUUGGAGGGUCAGAACAAUCCUUGAAAUUUUCAAAAAAAACGCUCAGAAAUUCGGUUAUUUUUCUACAGCUUUGUCUGUAGACGAAAUGAUGGUAAAAUUUCAUGGGAGAACUGUGUUACUCCAAUUUAUGAAGGACAAGCCGGCACGUUUUGGAAUCAAAAUGUGGGGAAUUUGUAGUCCUGAUGGAUAUCUAUUCGACUGUGACAUUUAUUGUGGAAAAGGGUCAAAUAUCUAUUCAACUCAUAACGACGUAAAAUUAUGUAAAUGUGCCUUGGGAAGCCGAGUCGUUUUAAUGAUGGUACAAAAGUUACUUUUAUCCACUAGCGCAAAAAAAAUUACGGAGUAUCAUUUAUACUUCGAUAAUUUUUUUUGUAAUCCCGAUCUCAUGAUACACUUAAAAAAAAUAGGUUUGAAAGCUACGGGAACAGUGAGAAGAAAUAGGGUGAAUAUUGAAAAUGAAGUGGACAAAAAAGCAGCAAGAGGUACUGUAUCAGUAAAACAUGAGGAGAAAAGCGGUUUGAAUUUUAUAACUGUGAUGAAUUCUAAGCCUGUCUCGAUACUUUCAACGGUCGUUGGCGUUGAACCACUAUCGAGUACAAAAAGAUAUUCGAAAGAAUCAAAAAGUAAAAUCGAGAUACCUUUUCCUAUGGCAAAUAAACUUUAUAAUAAACAUAUGGGUGGUGUUGAUUUGCACGACGGACAUUGCAGUAACUUGAUGCUAUGUUUAAGAGCCAAAAAAUGGACUUGGGCAAUGUUCCUGCGCCUAAUCCAGUCAUCUCUUACGAAUGCGCUUGUCCUUCAUAAUUUAUCGAGCAUUGAGAAAAAAAUUGGUUCAAAAGACAUUGCUCUGGCAAUUGCUGAAAAAUAUUUAGCUAAAAAAACCGACGAACGACUUAAAUGUCAUAUAAAGACAUCAACUAAACAUAGAAGAAAUUGUGUCAAUUUUAAAAAAUGCUCAAAGAGAACAACAAUUAUGUGUAUUGAUUGCAAAGAUUACUUUUGUGGCACCUGUUUCGAUUUGAAUCAUAAUAAUUAUUGA